Messenger RNA from Alternaria metachromatica, 1086 nucleotides. RefSeq lists its product as uncharacterized. NCBI's taxonomy places the organism in Eukaryota, Fungi, Ascomycota, Dothideomycetes, Pleosporales, Pleosporaceae. Bases 1 to 1086 code for a protein of 361 amino acids. The record is from RefSeq and is a predicted model, not a curated record. The transcript is spliced from 2 exons.
AUGAUACGCACUGUCCCGGAAAACAAAGCCCCGUAUCGCUUCAACUUUGGCCCAUGGUGCGGCUCCACAAUUGAGGAUCUUGUGUACUAUGGGCCACAACAGUAUGCUGGGAAGAGGUAUCUACUCACCUUUAUCUUGACCGAGAAGUUCGACUUGAAAAGUAAAGUCGACCUCAUCACGGCUUUUCGCUCGCUCGGUAUUUCGUUCUAUCAGGAUUUGUUUUGCGUCGGACAGAAGAUAACAGAGCGAGGAUUUACAAGGACAUGGAGACACGGCUCACACUACUACUCCCAGCAGUGGGAAGAAGAUAGGGCAGUGCUUUUAUCGUGCGACGAGACGCAAUAUAAUCAGUUCAUUCAUGUGUCUGGACCCCGGCCUUCGGAUUGGGACAGAGCGGAAAAUGCUACGUUCGGUGGCGGUCAAAGAAGGCCUAAUGUCACUCUCGACGCAGCCGCAUUCAACGAAACGAUUUUCAGUGAUCUGGAUGAGGUUGAGCGAAAGGAAUUGGCGCGAUUCCCGGUGCACAUCUCUUUCCACGGCAUGCCCAUCAGGUUGGAGCGGCUGUUUAUCGACGAUCCGGAAAAGAAAGCCACAUAUCUUACUAUAGCGCCACUUGGCUUCGAUGGCUCUUCCGGUGGACAGGACAUCUAUUUAACGAUGCGUCUCAACGAACAGGGUCAAGACGAAGAUUGCGCAGAGAAACUUCUGGGAAUACCCCAUCACUUCUUCGGCGCCUACGUUAAUAGCGAGACGGAGGAUCUUGUGUGUGCGAAGAUCAAGCCUAUUCAAGCGAGCGACAUCGAGGGCGGAUUUCGUUUCGAAGCCCAUGGUAACGUCGUGCCAUCGAAAGAGGAGCCUACCCGCAUCGAGUUAGAUUGGGGAAAUUACUCGAUGAUUCGAAAGUAUGGGUCGAUCGAGAGUCUUCAUUUGGAAUACUCAGAAGAAGGACAGGGUCUUCCAGAUAGUCCAUGCCAUAUUCGGGGUGUGAUUACGCUACGCGACAACCAGAAGUUCAAGUGGAAGGAGGAGCGUCUCGAGGAUGCGGUAUGGAGGUGCUGUGCUUUCGAACUCGAGAGAACGAGAUGA